CCCUCCCACCACUGAAUCCCUACGAUCCCGCUCUUCUGAUGGCGAGUGUAGUCUGCUGCUUCACCAGCGUCGGGAACCCUGCUAAUCCACCGCUAAAGCCUUCUCUUUCCCCAUGCAAUCUUUCUCAAAAGUCGAAUCUCCCCUUCCAUGGCCCCAUUUUCCCUUGUGGAAGAUCUCAUUUUCAAUCUUUCAAGGCCAAGGCUACGGAGAACGAUGCAGUUGAUACUAAAAAGGCCACAAAAACGAGUAGCCUCGUCUGUGCUGAUUGUGAUGGGAACGGCGCAAAAGUGUGCACACAAUGCGAAGGCGCCGGUGUAAAUUCUGUCGAUCACUUCAAUGGCCAAUUCAAAGCUGGAGCACUUUGCUGGCUUUGCAGAGGAAAGAAGGAGAUUCUGUGUGGAAAUUGCAAUGGUGCUGGCUUUCUGGGUGGCUUUAUGAGCACUCUCGACCAAACGAGUACGUAGAGCAGUGACUAUUUUUACAGAGUAUUUUAAGUCGAGCUUAUUACGCUUGCUCAAAUAAACAUCAAGUUUGUGUAAUUGUUAUUUAAUUACGGAUCAUCCAAAUGUUAGUGUAGCAAUUACUUGAGCAUUAGCGUGGACCGAGUCUUUUGAACUUUGAUGUACCUCGUUAGCAAUCAUUAAUUGCUACCAGCCUGAUCUUAAUGGGGAUGUGAAUUUUUAUGUUU
Zingiber officinale is the source of this 688-nucleotide messenger RNA. RefSeq names its product protein BUNDLE SHEATH DEFECTIVE 2, chloroplastic-like. Lineage: Eukaryota; Viridiplantae; Streptophyta; Magnoliopsida; Zingiberales; Zingiberaceae. The record is from RefSeq and is a predicted model, not a curated record. The transcript is spliced from 4 exons. Gene Ontology annotation, molecular function: protein folding chaperone. Gene Ontology annotation, cellular component: chloroplast stroma; protein folding chaperone complex. Bases 39 to 464 code for a protein of 141 amino acids.